Anopheles aquasalis is the source of this 1560-nucleotide messenger RNA. Its product is annotated as serine proteinase stubble. Lineage: Eukaryota; Metazoa; Arthropoda; Insecta; Diptera; Culicidae. Gene Ontology annotation, molecular function: serine-type endopeptidase activity. Gene Ontology annotation, biological process: proteolysis. The record is from RefSeq and is a predicted model, not a curated record.
AUGCGCUGUUGGUGGUAUCCGUUGCGAUGCAGCUGGCUUCGGUCGGCGCUAGUGCCGCUGCUGUGCCUGGCCGCGGUCUGUACGCUCGAUACGGCUUCGGAAGUGAACCGUGUCCGGUUUGCGUCCGAGGAUCGCAGCCGAGUGGCCAGUCGCCAGGAUUAUUACGAUAAACACCAAGCACCAGGUGGUGGUGGUGGUGGUGCCAACGAACGCUUCAACGAGGUGCUGGACCGCGGUAAUCUGCGGACCCUCAUCAGCAGCCAGCUGCCCAAGAGCGGUCGCUUUUUCGAAGAGUUCGACGGAAACUCAGCAACAACCACCAACACCAGCCGCCAGUAUUUCGGAAGCAACAAAUCGUCCGAUUACGAAUGCCCUGACAAUCGACAAGAAGCGAAAAGCGAAAUGUUUCAAUCGAUACCGGAACGAAGGCAGUUGCUAGUGGGUUGCAGCAUAGUGCUGCUACUGAUGCUAGCGGCCACCAGUGGUGCCAAGAGUGGUCCAACACCCCAGCAGGAACAGGAUAUACUGCUGCUCGAUGCGCUCGGCAAGCGGCAAACGUUCAACAGCGAAGAUUUCGGUCAAAACUCCAUCAUCGAGCUGUUGGGACGAAUGAUUCCCCAGACAUGCCGGCACAAGGGACGCAAGUUCGAGUGUGGCCUAUCGCUAUCGUGCGUCCUCGGUGGUGGUAAACCACUGGAUCUUUGCAGCGGUGGGAUGAUCUGGUCGUGCUGCAUCGAUCGCGAGUUUGCGCCGGAAACUGAUCCGGAGCAGGGCGCUGUACACAAUGCAAGUUGUGGCGAGCUGUACACCAGGACGAACCGUAUCGUCGGUGGACACUCCAGUGGAUUCGGAACACAUCCUUGGCAGGCGGCACUCAUCAAGAGUGGAUUCCUCACGAAGAAGCUUAGCUGCGGUGGCGCCCUCAUCUCGAACCGUUGGGUAGUGACGGCAGCGCACUGUGUCGCGACCACACCAAACAGUAACCUAAAGGUGCGUCUCGGUGAAUGGGAUGUACGGGAUCAGGAAGAACGGUUAACGCACGAGGAGUACGCGAUCGAACGGAAGGAAGUGCAUCCGAACUACUCACCGAGUGACUUCCGGAACGAUAUUGCACUGGUGAAACUGGAUCGUAAAGUUGUGUUCCGGCAGCACAUUCUGCCCGUCUGCUUGCCACCGAAGAGCGUAAAGUUGGUGGGCAAAAUGGCCACCGUUGCUGGCUGGGGACGGACACGGCAUGGUCAGAGUACGGUACCAUCCGUCUUACAGGAAGUGGACGUAGAGGUGAUACCGAACGAGCGGUGUCAACGAUGGUUCCGGGCAGCAGGACGUCGCGAGACGAUCCACGAUGUGUUUCUGUGUGCUGGGUAUAAGGAAGGUGGUCGUGACAGUUGUCAAGGGGACUCGGGAGGACCUCUAACCCUAUCGAUCGAUGGACGCAAAACGUUGAUCGGUCUCGUCUCGUGGGGCAUCGGUUGUGGUCGGGAGCAUCUGCCCGGAGUGUACACCAACAUCCAGAAGUUUGUCCCGUGGGUUGAGAAGGUGAUGGGCAAAGAAUACUAG